AUGUUUAAUCGCUGAAGAAAUUGCGAACUCGGAUGCGCAAUUUUUGCAAAUAUCGGGACGAUCACUGCCAUUGUUGACUAUGAACAAAAUUAUUCUCCUUACCGAACAUAACGAUGACCCCCCCCUCAAUCUUCAUGUCUAUUGCAACAAAAAUUUUUCGGAAAAAUCUUCAUGCCUACUACAACACAACACAACAUUUUUAUAAAAAAAAAUUAAUGCAUUUUUCUCUAGGUGAGUUUCUCAAAAAAACCAUAAAACAGCGCUUCUGUAGGCGUUUCAAUGACCUUCUCAUCGAGAUUUGGACGGCUAUUGCCAUCGCUCGCCAUUUUUUUUUUAAACUUAUCUAACUAAAAAGUACGGAAAAUUUAAGAUGCGCAUCGAAAAUUUGUUGCAAGAGGAUUAGGAUUAAGAUUAUUACAGGCAGGCGCUAGCCAUAUUGGUGACACAGUCACCAAAGACCUCGCGUACGGAAGGUUCUACCGCUUUUCGACUCCAGCUCAGAGAGUUUAUACAUCCUACAAGUGCCCUUCUGGUACCUUCUGUCUCCUCCUUGCCAUGCGGUUUCAGUAUAGUGGGCGGCUUAUGGAUUUCUGAGCCCUGCUACGGGCGAUUGGAGUAGCUUGAUUCCAUGGAUUCUUGGAGUCUAUCGGGUGUCAAAGUGCCUUCCUCCGACAGCUACAGGAAAAAGACUGUUACCCUAUGGCCUGGGCCGAAACCCCCAGUUUCUCGGUAGAGGAAUGCCCAUGGGUCCUCGGAUCCAAAGGACGUUGCUGAUUACCUCCAUUUCCAACCACAGGAAAGCAGCCAAAACCUACCCGGAUACACACUUCUUGAGCCUGCAUCUGAUACUCGGCUCGGAGUCCGUCCCAGUUCACCGUAGCCAUAAGGUCUGGACUGCUGCGUCAAGAGGGCAGGUUGUCGCCAUUUUAAUGUAUAUAAUUUGUUGCAAGAGACAUGAAAAUUAUUAUUUUUUUUAUAUAAAAUUUUAUAUUAAAAAAUUGCAUUUUUGUUGCAAUAGACAUGAAGAUUGAGGGGGGGUCAUCUUUACAACAAUUGUCAUGAAAAUAGCCAAAUUAUGGCCUAUAAAGCGAUUACUUUAAUUGUAACGUUUAUGGCAAUAUUAUUUUUGGUUAUGAAGCAUCAUCACAAAGGCAUUUGGAUCAUUUAUUUGUACGAAACUGAAAAAAAAUUAAAUAAAAUUUCCGGAAUGUAUUACAUGUCGAAAUAUGCGGUUUUUCUGUGUAUAGCCAGAAAAUUAAGGCAAAUUUUAAAUUUUUUUUAUUUAUGGGAAAUCCUAUAUAUAAAAAAGCAACCUAAAAAGUACAUAAAUUGAAUGAGAGUGCUGGAGGUUAUCCUUCUUCUUAUUUUCCCGUACCCUUAUAUAGACCUUUACGUUUAUGUCCCGUUUAGAUGAGAUUAUCAAAUUCUUUAUAUCUGCUACACGGUUAAUGAGCUCCUUUUUGUAUUCAUCUUUAUAAGACUUUUAUUUCUCUUUAAAGCACUUGCAAAUUAUACAAUAUAUGAAAAUCAUAUAGCUAGAAGAUUCUGUGCGUUUUAUGGAACACGGUCAAAUGUUUUAUUCUCGUUCAGAUGCAUUCUUGCUCAAUAUUCUUUGCCGAUUAUUGUAACUUUUUUAGCAAUUCCAUCUAUCCUUAUACUUGGUCUAAUGCUUACCUCAAUAAUCAAUAAUAACUAUUAUUAAAAAACUUUUAAAUAAUUUUGAGUUUUAGCUUCCUCAUUUCAUUUUAAGCUUAAUAAUGCAUUUUUUCGUAUUAAUAGUUAUGGAUCUUAUUUUCUGAAAAGAGUUAGAGUUUUUGAAAGGCCCUUGGAAAGUUUAUCAGGCCAAGACUAUCAGGAUCCCUUAAAUCCAAUUUGGCUUGUUUUUAUUACCAUGUCAACAAUAGGAUUUGGCGACUACUACCCGAUCAGCUACCAUGGCAGAGCAAUUGCUGUGAUAUCCUACAUAAUUGGUGCAUUUAUUCUUACAAUGAUUAUUGUAAGCCUUGAGCGUCAGACUGAUCUUAGUCCUAAUCAAUUCAAAGUUUUUACAAACAUCCACAAAACAAAAGCAGCAGCUACCUCAGUCUGCUCGGCAUUUGAAUAUUUUUAUUUCAGAAAAAUGAGGGGAAAAAGCGAUUUUUUAACGUUAAAGAAAAAGCAAGAACUCUACCGGAACGUUCAAUGGUUUAAAAAGACAAAAGAAGAGCUAAUCGAGCUAAACACACAAAAAGAAAAUGAAGUGAUCGAGCUGAAUCAAACAAUGCAAAAGAUAGACUCAAAGAUUAAAAGAUUAUCUUGGAUCUUAGAGUCUAUGACUGAAAACAUUUAUAGCCAAAGUCUUAUAAUAAACAGUGAUGCAAGUAUGUCGAUAAAUUUUUAA
Molecule: messenger RNA, 2380 nt
Organism: Blepharisma stoltei
Lineage: Eukaryota; Ciliophora; Heterotrichea; Heterotrichida; Blepharismidae
Source: the annotation of a GenBank genome assembly